GAACAAUACAAGCGACUCCUGAAUCGGUCCAUAAAGUCGAGUGUGUGGAACAAUUGAUUUCGAAAGUCGUGGCAUGGGUGCGCAUGGGUCGAAGAGGUCGGCGCGGUCGAUCAAGCAAACGAUGAUGUCCAUGAUGGGUCGCUCAGCCCAUAGCAUGAAUGACGACGCUUUGAUGGCUGCUGUGUCCAAGGUAACUCCGGACGACACGUCAUGGAACGUCGAGUACCGCCGCCCGCUCGCUUCCUCGGACCAUUACCACCACUACAUGCCAACAAACAUGCCGCUGUGUCCCAUCUACCAGGAAAGCUACGUGCAGGAAUGUGGCCGGUCCUGGAAGCUCAUCUGCAAGGCGUCGACGCCCAAGAUGCGGCCGUACAACAAGGAGGGUAUCGUGCUGUUCUACGACGAGUUCUUUCACCGGUUGUUUCAGCGAGAUCCGGGGUUCUACGACAUCUUUCCAGGCAUCCGAAAGCGCAUCGAAGUGCUCAUCAAGGCCAUGAAGUUCAUGCUCAACGACGCUGGCCUGGAAGAAACUAAAGUCAUCGAACGAUGUCGCAACUUGGGCUACCGGCACAAGACCAUUCCAAAGGUCCAGCCGCACCAUUUCGCAGCAUAUGCCCAGACUUUCGUGGAAGUGGCUAUGUAUUGGCUCGACGUCGAGGCAACUCCUGACGUGGGUGAAGCGUGGAGCAACCUCAUCGGGUUCAACCUCAAGUACAUGCUGCAAGCGUAUCUCCACGACCUCGUCGACGAAUCCGCGUGGAAUCAAAACAUCAUUGCGCCAGUUGCAGCGCGCAAUAGCGAGGACACGGCAAAAAAGCCCCCCGGGGUGAAACCAGUCAAGAAGAAGGGCCAGUCCAAGGUCAAAUUAGACGCUAGCACCAACGUCCACCACUAAAAGUAUACACACAAACACACUCUUAUCGCCACCCCUGGCUUGCAUCGUGCUUGUGUAAGAUAGUUAUAUAUAUGAUUAGCAUUGUUUUCUACGUGAG
This is a messenger RNA of Aphanomyces astaci, 995 nucleotides long. RefSeq lists its product as hypothetical. Gene Ontology annotation, molecular function: oxygen binding; heme binding. The record is from RefSeq and is a predicted model, not a curated record. The transcript has a single exon. Lineage: Eukaryota; Oomycota; Saprolegniomycetes; Saprolegniales; Verrucalvaceae. The coding region runs from base 74 to 898 and encodes 274 amino acids.